Molecule: messenger RNA, 1159 nt
Organism: Arachis ipaensis
Lineage: Eukaryota; Viridiplantae; Streptophyta; Magnoliopsida; Fabales; Fabaceae
Source: RefSeq, a predicted model, not a curated record
GGGUUCUUUGUAAAUUAGAUAGAGUGCCUAGAUCUGUUCAUCACUACUUUGAGACUCUGUUAUCUAUUGGAAAUUAAUAGAGUUCGAUGUAGAGCAAGUGCAUUAUUAGUUCAUCCAACAUUGGAGCAGUGAUAGAUGUAAAACUUCUUCCGUAUGUUCUUCAAAUAAUAAAAAAAUAAUUUUAAGGUGGUUUUUGUUCUAUUCUUUAAAUGUAGAAGUAAUCGGUGUUUCUGUGUGUUUCUCUAUGCGCUUCAAUUUAUGAGCACAACACUUAUUACGCAAUGAGCUCCACUACCACCCUCCUUCUUCUUCUACUACUUCUGGUGCUGCAAAAUUACGAAUUUGCCCAUGGAAGAAAGCGCAAGGUGCACAUCAGCGAUGACCUUGAUGACGUGUACGAUGACGAAGAGGACGAGUCUUGGAAGGAAUGGGACAAGAAGAAGGAGCCAUCUUUCCCGCCCGCCGAUCUGUCGAAAAUGGAACCGUCUCAGAUCAAGGAGGAGAUGAUGAAGCGCCACACCGGUCCCGUCAUCGGCUUCGUCAAGCUCCGCUUCGGACUUCGCCGUACUCCGGACAUGGUAGCGGAAAUCGCCAUGAAAUGGUCACAAGUUAUGAGAACUGGAGGCAUUGGUAUAAGGUUCAUGGGUGUUGAUACAAGUACAAUCAUGUUCAACAUGGAAAGCAUCAAAGGCAUGGAUGAGUUGAAGGACUUUAUCUUUGACCAAUCAGAGGCAUAUGAGAUCAAAAUCGGGAAUGAUGUUUUUCGAAGACCUGGAGAUCCACCUUUAGAAGAGGUUCUUCAGAACCUUCAGAAAGAAAAAACCAAAGCGGAUAAUGCUGGUCAAGAGGAAAAUGAUGGGGAUUUGAGAACAGAGUUGUAAUUCAUUUCUAGGGAUAUGAUUGUCUUCCAAGGUUUAGUAACAGUUUUGUGAAUUUUGUAGUUUGACAUAAAAAAACACUUUCUUCCUCCUCAUUUUAAGGUGAUGAACUGCUUCUAAAGGAUAAUGUAGUAAUCGCCUUUUCAGCAUUUGUGUAAACCAAGAGAAACUCAAACUACUGCAUUGAUGAGACGAAAGAAACAAAGAUAUUCAAAUUCCCCUUGGUGAAAAGUGAGUCCCCUAAUAACCUAUCAAACCAUAUAUGACUAUUCUACUUUAUC